AAUAAAAACAGAGUUUUUAAACAAAAUCCAUUGCCAGUUUUGAUACGACUUUUAUCAAACUUGCGUUAAUUGUGCACGAGUUGAAUUUCACGCCCCAGAAGUGGUUGAGCACACCCGACGCAUGUGUUUAAUAUUCGCAGUUAGCUUUUGUCACUUCUUGACAUUGUGCCAAAGCGAGUUGGUUGUUGUUUCUACAAUCAAGUGUGCGUUCGACAAAAUAAACUCACUUUAAUGCGUAAAACUGGCAAGUGCUGAGGUUGGCCGUAAUCAGUGCACCGAUUCUAGUUCAUUUUGCAAUGACAUUCCUAAUGAUGCGCCGAUUGCCACGGUACUGACGGUGUGUGCAACAAACGGAACCUUUUACAAUUGUCGUCGUACGCUGUGUACAUUUGGCAUCGAUACUAUGCAAUAAUGGAUAUAGUAGGGUUAGUGAAGAAGUCGUAUGCCGAUUACGGCACCAUGUUGAAGGACUCCUGGUACACCAUCAACACGGAAGACUUAAAUCUAUCAUGGGCAAUCAAACUGUUGGUAGCUAUUUUGGCAAUAAUAGUCACCAUCUACAUAUGGCGUAGGAAACAUCUCAGAAAGCUAGAAGAAAAAAUGCAGUUGCAGAACCAGUACGCGUCUCAAAUGCGGUUCCGCAAAAGGGAUAAAAUGAUGUUUUACGGACGUCGGAUGCUGCGGAAGGUAAAAUCCAUAUCAGGCCAAGCGUACGGUGGCCAGGGUCGUAAGCGGAGAGCGGUGAUGCGAUUCGCCAAGCGGCUUCUGUUGCGAAAGGACGUGACACCAACCCAACUGUUGGUGAUCGAGCCGCCGGCGGAAUACCUGGAGGUUGCAUCCGACGGCAACGAUCGUGUACCGCCGGACGCGCUUUACAUGCUACAAUCAAUCCGCAUUUUUGGCCACUUUGAGAAGCCUGUCUUUUUGAAACUGUGUAAGCACACGGAGAUUAUCAACCUAAUAGCGGGCGAAAGCUUGAUUAAGGUCGGCGAUCCGGAUGAUAGUGUAUUUAUCGUGCAGACGGGACAGGUGAAUGUGUUCCUAAACAAUCCGGAUGGGAGUUCCAUCACGCUGAAGGUAGUACGGCAAGGUGAAUCAGUGACAUCUCUUCUCAGCUUCAUAGAUGUGCUAGUGGGUAAUGCUAGCCAGUAUAAGACGGUCACCGCUCGGGCGAUGGAAAAUUCGCAGGUGAUUAGAUUGCCAAUGUUUGCGUUUCAGCAAGUUUUUAGCGAAUGUCCAGAUUUGCUGGUGCGUGUCAUACAGGUAAUAAUGGUGCGUUUGCAGCGUGUCACUAUAACCGCACUCCACAACUAUCUUGGCUUGAGCACGGAAUACAUCCAGUGUUCAUCUCAGCGGAAAAAGAUUCCAAUUGCGCCCCAGACAAAGGGCAGCCCCGGCCAUCGGCGUGUGCCUUCCGAUCAGGUACAUCCCGUACCGCAUUCGCUUGUGGGUGAAAUAAAACCGGACAUGCUGGUAGAUUUGUCCGAAGGACAGCACAACGUUGCUCGACGAACUUCCGCCUUACCGAUCGAACCGAUAGAUCACGCGGUGCUGAAGGCGUGUGCAGUGGAUGGCUUCAUGCAGGAACUUGAUCUUCCCGAUACGCACAAGCAAACGAUCGAAGACAGCAUACUGAUUAAAGAGGUAUCGCCUGGUACCACUCUUGUCCACCAGGGUGUAUUGGAUGAUGUUAUGUUAAUUUUCGUUAUUGCCGGUGGGCUUACGCUCACUCAGUGUCCACAAACUGGCCCGAUUGCGCAGGAUUCCAACAAGAUUGCCGGGGAUAAGAUGGACAAUCACACCGUCACCAUCUACUCAGGUGAUGUGGUGGGCGGUUUGGCGGUGCUAACAGGAGAAUGCAGCCUGUACACGAUCCGCGCGAAACACAAUUCUCGCGUAGGAUUGCUCAACAAGGAUGUCAUCUAUAAAAUUAUGCGAGAGCGUCCUGCAGUAGUGCUCGAUAUAGCGAAUAGCGUCGUGAAGCGUUUAUCGCCUUUAGUGCGACAAUGUGACUUUGCACUCGAUUGGAACUUUAUAGAGUCUGGGCGAGCGGUUUACCGGCAGGAGGAAACGAGUGAUUCCACCUACAUCGUCCUCAAUGGGCGUCUUCGGUCGGUCACAACGCACCCGAACGGCAAAAAGGAAAUUGUGGGCGAAUACGGUAAAGGUGAUUUGAUCGGGAUUAUUGAGAUGAUUACGGAGACGCCACGUACCACGACGGUAAUGGCCGUGCGUGACUCCGAGCUGGCCAAGCUACCCGAAGGUCUGUUUAAUGCAAUCAAAUUUAAGUACCCGAUCGUGGUGACGCAGCUGAUCAGUCUGCUCAGCCACCGCAUACUUGGCUCGAUGCGUUCACGUCCGAUCGCCACCAGUUCGUUCACGUCUGUUUCGUUCGAUACGAACCAACAGAUUCAGCAUCGCUACUCGACGGUGGCGAUCGUGGCGGUAAGUGAUGAUGUGCCAAUGUCACCGUUCACAUAUGAACUAUACCACUCACUUAGCACGAUCGGUUCGACUGUGCGGCUCACGUCCGAGAUCGUGCGCAAGGCACUCGGCGCAUCGAUCAUGGAACCACCGAACGAGUACCGGCUCACGAGUUGGCUCGGGCAGCAAGAAGACCGACACAAUAUGACGCUCUACCAAUGUGACAACUCGUUCGGUCCGUGGACGCAAAGGUGCCUGCGCCAGGCCGAUGUCAUACUGAUCGUUGGAUUCGGCGAUCGGUCCCCCAUGAUGGGGAAACUGGAGAAGGAGAUCGAUCGGUUGGCGAUCCGUACGGCGAAGGAGCUGGUUCUGCUGCACCCGGAGGAUGGUAACACUUGUCCCAAUAAUACGAUCAGCUGGUUGAAUAUGCGUGCAUGGGUGUCACGACACCAUCACAUCCAGUGCCCGAAGCGAAUGUUUACACGCCGCAGUCAGAACAAAAUCGCUGAGCUGUAUGAACGCAUAAUGAAGAACGAACCCUACAUUCAUUGUGAUUUCUCGCGUUUGGCCCGUUGGCUGACCGGUAAUUCAGUUGGCCUCGUACUUGGUGGCGGGGGUGCUCGUGGUGCAGCUCAUGUAGGUAUGCUGAAGGCGAUUCAAGAGGCUGGAAUUCCUAUCGAUAUGGUGGGCGGUGUCAGCAUCGGUGCGUUUAUGGGAGCGCUGUGGUGUAUGGAGAAAAACAUUACAACCAUGACACAAAAAGCCCGUGAAUGGUGUACGAAAAUGACCCAAUGGAGUCGACAGCUGCGUGAUCUCACGUACCCGAUUACGUCAAUGUUUUCCGGGCGCCAUUUCAAUCAAACCAUUCGUGGUACGUUCGGGGACAUUUGCAUCGAGGACCUGUGGAUACCAUACUUCACCCUUACCACCGACAUCUCCGCCAGCUGUGCCAGGGUGCACACACACGGUUCAACAUGGCGUUAUGUUCGUUCGUCGAUGUCGCUGAGCGGGUACAUGCCACCGUUAUGCGAUCCAACAGAUGGUCACCUACUGCUGGAUGGUGGGUACGUCAAUAAUCUCCCAGCGGAUGUAAUGCGUGCGCAGGGUGCCGCGCAUAUUAUAGCGAUAGAUGUGGGUUCGCAGGACGAUACCGAUUUGACCGACUACGGUGACGAUCUGUCCGGCUGGUGGUUGCUUUACAAGCGCUGGAAUCCGUUCACGUCACCGGUAAAGGUGCCGAAUCUGCCCGAUAUACAAUCACGCCUUGCCUACGUAUCGUGCGUGCGUCAGCUCGAGGAAGUAAAGAAGAGCGACUACUGUGAAUAUAUCCGACCACCGAUCGAUAAGUAUAAGACGCUUGCGUUCGGCAGCUUCGACGAGAUUAAGAACGUUGGGUACGAGCACGGUAAGGCGUACUUCCAGAACAUGGCAGAAAAUGGACGCCUGACUCGAUUCAACCAAUGGUCCGUACAUCCGAUACCGAAAAAGGCCACCCAUUCGCUGAACGAAUAUUCCUUCGUCGAUCUGGCACAAAUCGUUUGCAAAGUGCCGGAAACCUAUCCGGAACGUGGCUACUCGUCGAGCGAGGAUGAUUAUUACGACGGGUACGCAUCGGAACCGUCCAGCAUGCCGCUGAAGAAGGGCUACAAUAUGCCGCUGAUGCGUUCCGCCGGUUCACUCUCCCUGUCGGACAACGAUAUGGAUUCGGAUGAGCUCGAAAUACCACGACCCUUCAACAAACCGCUGCCCGGCAACCGCAACCUGGCCAGCGAUAGAAAGGAAUAGGUUGUUUGUGUUGUGCUGCUUUCAUCUCGAACUAAUUUGUUUUGUUUUACACUCUGCAUCAUCUCUGCGCUACUCGAAUAGCACCGUAUACAGCUGCUCACAUACGCGGCAAAGAGAAGCGAAUUGUGGAACGCAGGUAUUUAAGAUGCACAUCUUUUGCUUUUAAAACAAAACAGCAACAACGAAACUAGACAGCAAAAACACAAGAGAACAAUCACUAGUUGUGGACAUUUUCUGAAUGGUGCAGCAAUAUGGAAAUAAUAUUACUCUUUUGUUGCAAGUUAAAUUGCAUAGUGUAUACAACACCUCAUUAUUGAAACAUUGGCGUUACUGUUCUGUUCUCACACCAGAUCCCUCCCAAAGAUAAAUGUAAGCGCAACACGCGCGGGGGCAUCAUUUUCAUUCAAUAAAACCUACCCCUUUUC
Molecule: messenger RNA, 4634 nt
Organism: Anopheles moucheti
Lineage: Eukaryota; Metazoa; Arthropoda; Insecta; Diptera; Culicidae
Gene: sws
Product: neuropathy target esterase sws
Exons: 14
Coding region: 412-4209 (1265 amino acids)
Biological process (GO): phosphatidylcholine metabolic process
Cellular component (GO): endoplasmic reticulum
Molecular function (GO): phosphatidylcholine lysophospholipase A1 activity
Source: RefSeq, a predicted model, not a curated record